UCCCUCCAACGCCAUAGGCUUCUUAUUGCCUUAACCAAGCCCAAUAAGAAGCACAGGCACAUGGACCUCUUUUCUCAAUCUCUUCUUUACUUGGCCAUUCUUUACAUCUCUCUCUCCAUUCUCUUCCUUGUCUUCAGAAAGAAACCUUCACCACCCAAUCUCCCACCAGGCAGAAGAGGAUGGCCCCUCAUUGGUGAGUCCCUGGAGUUCGUUGGCACCGCGAAAGGCGGCUGCCCUGAGAAGUUCAUAGCUGACAGGACUGCCAAGUACUCAUCGGAGGUCUUCCAGACUUCGUUGCUCGGCGAGAACCUGGCGGUCUUCUGCGGGGCCUUGGGCAACAAGUUCUUGUUCUCGGGCCAGAACAAGUACAUCACCACGUGGUGGCCCAGCUCCAUGAAGAAAGUCUUAGUCUUCCCGGAGACCCUAGAGAAGUUUAACAAGGACGAUCCCAAGAAAAUGCGCAGCUUCUUGCCAGAGUUCCUGAAGCCAGAGGCUCUCCAACAUUACAUACCGAUCAUGGACUCGAUGGCCAGGGAUCACUUGGACACGGAUUGGUUGCGACGAGAGGAAGUUGAGGUCUUUCCUUCGGCCAAGAACUACACUUUUUCCCUAGCUUGUCGCCUUUUCAUGAACAUCAAAGAUCCGAAGAUUGUCUCAAAAUUUGCCGACCCGUUCGCUUGUAUCGCCCCUGGGCUCACUUCGGUGCCGAUUAAUCUCCCUGGCACGCCAUUUAGCAAGGCGGUCGAGGGAGGGAAACAAAUAAGGGAAGAGCUCCUGGCGAUCAUUCGGCAACGGAAGAAGGAGCUCUCAGAGGGAAAAGAUGCUAAUGCCAGGGACUUGUUGUCUCGGCUGCUGCUCGAAGCGGACGACGACGGGAGCGUGUUCUAUGAGAUGGAGGUCUCGAACAAGAUCAUUGGAUUGCUCAUCGCGAGUCACGACACAACCAGUACUUCAAUCACCGUCGCGGUGAACUUUCUGGCCCAAUUCCCUGAUGUUUUCCAGCGAGUAUAUGAAGAACAAAUGGAGAUAGCAAAGUCCAAGGGUCCAGAUGAGCUAUUGAACUGGGACGACAUCCAGAAAAUGAAGUACUCGUGGAACGUUGCCUGCGAGUCCCUAAGGCUUUGUCCACCUGCUCAAGGCGCAUUCAGAGAGGCCAUUACAGAUUUCACUUUUGCUGGCUACACAAUUCCAAAGGGUUGGAAGACAUUUUGGACAGUAUAUUCAACACACAAGAAUCCCAAGUACUUCCCUGAUCCGGAGAAGUUCGAUCCAUCCAGAUUCGAGGGGGAUGGGCCAGCACCAUUCACUUAUGUCCCCUUCGGAGGAGGUCCUCGCAUGUGCCCGGGGAAGGAGUAUGCGAGACUCGAGCUGCUCGUUUUCAUACACAAUCUGGUGACAAGGUUCAAAAUAGAGAAGGCCAUCCCAGACGAGAAGAUCAUCUACAAUCCGUCGCCGGUCCCUGCCAACGGUCUUCUAAUUCGCCUUCGAACUCAUAACUAAGCAGGCUAGUAGGAGGAUAUGCUCCAUAUGGAUGUUUAGGACACUGUUUGUAUGUUUGCUGAUGGAUCGUCACUCGGUAGAGUUCAUAGAGGAGUGCGUGGCGAUGCAAUAAAACCAAUGUGGU
Molecule: messenger RNA, 1624 nt
Organism: Eucalyptus grandis
Lineage: Eukaryota; Viridiplantae; Streptophyta; Magnoliopsida; Myrtales; Myrtaceae
Product: beta-amyrin 28-monooxygenase
Exons: 3
Coding region: 61-1500 (479 amino acids)
Biological process (GO): sterol metabolic process
Molecular function (GO): oxidoreductase activity, acting on paired donors, with incorporation or reduction of molecular oxygen; iron ion binding; monooxygenase activity
Source: RefSeq, a predicted model, not a curated record